Molecule: messenger RNA, 2175 nt
Organism: Durusdinium trenchii
Lineage: Eukaryota; Dinophyceae; Suessiales; Symbiodiniaceae
Source: the annotation of a GenBank genome assembly
AUGGUUUGGACGCGAGCCUUUGCUCUCAGGGACUCCCUGGCGCUUGUUCCAUAUUUGGAUCUCUUCAACCACUGGAUUCCGUCGACUCGUGAAGACCCGCUGUGGAAUUGCCGCCUGGAGGAAUUUGAAGAUGCUGUGGGCCUGGUAGCUGACCGCGAUAUCAUUCCCGGUGAAGAACUGCAACAUUUGUAUUCUGAGGCUUCAGAUGCUCAGCUUUUGGUGCAACACGGGAUUCCACCACGGAGGCCUUCAGCAAAUCCAUUCAACGAGGCCACCCUGGUCCUCAGACCCAAGAACUUGCUGCCUCGUCGAGAUCACCACCUGGCCCAGGCGAGAGAGGCUGCCUUUUCAUUACUUGGCUUCAACCUCCAAGCACCGCUGGUUUUCCAGCUGCCCAGCGAGGUGAGCAGACUGAGAAGCCUUGCAUCAAUAUUGGUCCUGGGGCUGAAUUCCUUGGAAGCAUGGAGCUUGAGAGCGAGAGCCUUGGCACACUCAGACUCAGAUCCAGAUAGAAAUCCAAUGACUCCCAUGAUUUACUUGACCGGUCGCCAGCAGCACGAGAGCCGCCAAAUCAUUUGCGACUGGCUAUGGGGCGCAGAAAAGAAGCUUUUGGAAUCACGCGCUUCGGGCUCCACAUUCAUGGCUCUAGAUGAAGCUGUGGAUGCAAUCAUCGUGGAGGACAAAAUUGGACUGCAGCGCUACGGGGAGCGCUACGCGGAUACAGAAUCCCAGGUCGCAAUCCUGAAAGGUGCUUACGACGGCUCAGUGGCAGGGCAGGCUCGCGUGAACAGGUGGUGUACCUUGACCUUGACAGGCCCCACCGACAGUGGCAUCCCGGACAACCAGGAGCAGGGCCACCGCAAUGCGUGGGCACAGGCUUUGGCAUUGCUUGCGGGCCUUCGCCAAAGGAAGCAAGCGCCUGAUGUCCACGUGGCUCAAAAGCUCCUGGCCACUUGCGCUAAGGGUCGCAAGUGGGAACUCGUUGCUCAGCUCUUCCACGAGUUGCCUUUGUGGCAUGUCGCCCCAGAUACUGUGACUUACAACACCGUGGCAGCCUCACUGUUGAAAGCUGGGCUUUGGGAUCAAUCGCUGAGUUUACUGCACAAGGCCUUGCACAGUGGUUUCAGACCAACAGUCGUUACCUACAAUACAGCAAUGUUUGCAGCUCAAAAAGGCAGCGAAUGGACUUUGGCAUUGGCUUUGUUUCAGGAAGCUCUUGACAAGGAUCUGCAGCCAACAACGAUCAGUUGCACGGCGGCAAUGACUGCAUGCGAUCCAGCUUCCUUGUGGUUUGAGGCCUUGGGCAUCCUGUCAAGGAUGCUAGUUGGAGAUGCGUGGCCAGCUCCGGACCUCACCUGCUACAACACAGCCAUCUCCUCCUGUGAGCGUGGUUCCGCUUGGGAAAUGGCGUUGGCACUCGCGUCAGCUCUACCAGAAGCUUUGAAAGCAGAUGUCUUCACUUUGAGCGCCUGCCUCACCGCUUGCCAACGUUCUGCUCAUUGGACCUUGGCGCUGCAGCUGCUGCGAAGCUUUGAUGAUAUGGCGAUCCAGCCAGACCUCGUUGCCUACGGCAGUGCCAUGGCGGGCUGUGCCCAAGGUCCUAGCUGGCCAUUUGCUUUGCACCUGGCUGAAGAGAUGCAAAGCGCCGGCCUCAAGAUGAACACGAUCCUUUGCAGUGCGCUGAUGACCGCAUGCGAGUCAGGAAUGCUUUGGGCUGAAGCGUUAGCACUUCUCACGAGGCCAGAGCUUCAUGGAGCAAAGGCUGAUGUUUUGGCAGUGAGCAGCGCCAUUGGUGCUUGCGGCGCUGCAUUUCAAUGGGCAAUUGCCGUCGCGCUGCUUUUUCAGCUGCCCGAGAGAACUUUGAGGCCUGAUGCGGUAGCCUUCAGUUCUGGCAUUGCUGCAAGCGCCAACGGAAGCCAGUGGGCACAGGCCAUUGCAUUGCUCCAGGCCAUGCGAGCAGAAGAAGUUGACCCUAAUGCCGUAACAUACAGCUGCUUGAUCGAUGCAUGCGGACGAGGUAGCAACUGGCAGCAGGCUUUCGCACUUCUCAUGGAGCUUAGUACCUCAAGAUUGGAGCCGAACGAAGGGAUCUACCGCCAGAUCUUUGCUGCUUAUCAGGCUGCAAGUCAGUGGCAGCAAGCUUUGGCCCUCUUGCAGCACGUUGCCUACACCUGA